Diabrotica balteata is the source of this 372-nucleotide messenger RNA. NCBI's taxonomy places the organism in Eukaryota, Metazoa, Arthropoda, Insecta, Coleoptera, Chrysomelidae. The record is from the annotation of a GenBank genome assembly.
AUGCGAAGAGAAAUAAUCAUUGCUGCUUUAUACUGCAUAUCGAAAAGAAAGAAAAAACUGCGACGAAGACUUUAUGUUCAUCCUUUGAUUGAGCAGAGAGCCGUCGCCGGAGAAUUUGUUACGUUAUACGGUACUCUGAGGGCUGACGAAACAAAAUUCUUUAAUUACUUUCGAAUGUCAACUAGCACUUUCGACGAAUUACUGGCGAAGACCGGCGAUAAACUGAUCCAUGCCAGUGUACGACGAAUGCCUAUACCACCGAUUGAAAGACUGAUGGUGACUUUAAGGAAAGAACAUUUUUUAUUGAUCAUUACGGCUAGUUGUUUGAUAAUCAGAGUAACCUGGAGUCUCAUCAUUGGUUUGAUACCCUGA